This is a messenger RNA of Cladocopium goreaui, 2907 nucleotides long. The record is from the annotation of a GenBank genome assembly. NCBI's taxonomy places the organism in Eukaryota, Dinophyceae, Suessiales, Symbiodiniaceae.
AUGCGAAACAAGUUGGUGAUUCCACAUGAGUUGAAUAGCCGAGAUCAGCAUCAGGUUCUUUGGAAAUAUGUUUCUUCUGUCAAGAAGUAUGGUGUGAUUCAAGGAGUCAGGGGCGAACCCUGGUGCGUGCUGUCUGAUGGCAACAAGCCGCCUUGGAGGAUGUUGAGCUGGGGAACGCUUUCACGUGCCGUCUACGCCGCGUACGAGGAAGAUGAAACGAACCCUAAAGUUCUCAAAAGCAUCACCACCGGUUUGCGGAACGCAAUUGUGCUCCAUUGCCGGACGCCUACGGAUUGCCUGGUCUACUUGCGUGAUUUUCAUAAUCGCUGGCAUGGUGGAUCGUCGAUGACUUUCACGGACACGAUUGCCGAGACGAUCAAUCUUGACAAAGCCUGGUUGGGUUACGCGAAGUCAAAAGGCUGGCAAGUCAGAACUUGCGGCGCAGGGCAGAAUUCAUGGGCCGCCCGUCAGUGGGCAUUUAUCAGCUCCCAGAGUCCGGAGAAGUACUCAAGUGCAAAUGUGUUUCUCCAUGCCAAAGCAUUGGCCACUUGGUUGUCAAAAUCCGGCCUCAUGCAGGAUCUCCGAAGCUACUGCGGAAGUUGUGUCUUCUUUGACGAACCUAGGUUGUCGAACAGUAAUGUCAUCCACUUGUUGCACUCGUGGGGCCUGAUUCUGCAACAAUACAGACAAAUUGACAACUCUUCCAAAAGGCUUUUGUUCCUGGAGGGCUUGGCAUUCAUGAUGCCGUGCACCGCUAUGGAGCCGCAUCCCGACAUGACAUGUUCCGGCCGAGAAGUGCCUUGGUUGUUCGAGACCGUCGACAUGGAUCUCAUGAAGCUUGUUCACACCCCUAUGGCCACUUCGCAGAUCUACACGAGGGCGGCCAAUGGCGGGAAUGGAAAAGGGAAUGGGAAAAACAAACGAAAAGCUACUGAGUCAGAUUCCCCCAAUGGUGAUGAAGAAGGCGGAGGUGAAGGUGGUAGCCGUAGCAACAAAAAGGGCAAAGGAAAGGGUGUUGCGAAGUCCACCAAAAGAAAAGGCAGUCAGAAAGGAGGGAGCGGGACUGGACAUGAAGAAAAGUCUGAAAGAACAGCUGCGUGGCAAAGCAUCUUGGGUUCAACAACAAACCCCAUCACUUCUCAGAAUGAAUCAGAGAGCAAUGCUGAGAUGCCUGUUCUUGAAGCAACAGAAGACUCUGACAUGAAUGCAAGUGAUGCUGUGAACCCUGAUGCCGCUUUUGCAGCCAAAGUGUUUGCUGGGCCUGAAGAUGGCGCUGCACGUCAAGUGCUUUGGCUUGAUGACAUGGUGUCUUCAUGUCUCCGGGUGGUUGAUUUCGAAUUUGGAAAGGAUGAGUGUGGAGUCCAUCGUCUUCCAAAAGGUUUGUCUGAGGCCAUGGUGUCCCGAGUCAUCUCCUUCUUUUUCUCAUCGUCACUCGAGUUUGCAUGGAAGAAGUCAUUGACUCUUUCAGGCAAAACGUUGAAGCAGUGGACACAGGUACGUCCUGCAUUGCAGGAAUUGAUUCGCAAUGCCUUCAUUGAAAUGAAGACAGGCACAGCCACUACCGCUUCCGGUGAGGGAAGUGGUUCUUCAUUGUCAGCAGCAGCGAUGGUUUUGGGUACCAACACAAAUCAAGCAAUUGUUUCCAAACUUUUGAACGCUUGCAAGCAAGAUGAAAGCGAGGUGGCACCGGAAGUGAAGGAAUGUCCGGCCCCAGAGGAACAAGCAAAGAACGGCAACGCUAAAGAUUCCGCAGUGCCAGGAGCUGCAGCCAAGUCGGCUGACAAGACUGCCGAAGUGGAGAUGACGCACAAGAGUCUGACUGAAGUCUUAGGGUUCGUGCCUUCGGAUGCUAGCAUGCUGUCCCACAUAGCUUCGGGGAAUUUGGAUGCCUCUCCAGUAGGUGGUGCGAAUGUCUUUGAACCCACAACAAUUACCCUUCCAGACCAUGUUCCCUUUGACUUUGUGGCAAUUCGAGAGAUCAUGACGGAAUUGCAGGCAGCAAUUUUCCGUUGGGCUUAUUCGUAUGAAUCCAGGAAACACAUGGAAGAUAUCUACGUUGACAUCUCCAAGCCGUCACCUGCAGUCUUGUGCAGAUUUCCAUGUGAGCUGACCAAGGAGCAGGACUUCUGCCUGCCACUGGCAGGGACUGUCUCAUUGACCCCUUCCAACCAUUCCUUGCCACUUUGCGUAGUGAGCAAGGAGAUGACCCCAGCCGCGCGUUCUACGGAGGGUGUCUCCUGGGAUGCAGAAGAAUCUGAGUUGAAGGUCGUCAUAUAUGUGACUGGAGAUUCUCACAAGUGUAUUGGUGGGGAUCAAUUUGUGCCUGCGUGGUCCGUCAAGUCGGUGUCCAAAGACCCUUUUCUCGCUUUGGGUCCUAUUCGACUUGAUGUCCGCAAACCAGAGUCAUGGAUGCCUAGAAAAAACAUAGUGCAGAAGGACCAGAAGAAGAAGGAUCAGAACCGUCAGAAAGAUCAGACUCCCAAGAAAGACCAAGCCGUGGAGAUUUCAGAUGAUUCUCCUGAAAAGACGACCGAGGUGCCCAAUGCAACCAAGGAUGGUCAGGUAGCCAAGGUUGCUUCGCAGGUUCUUGAUGUUGAUGAUGACGCGGAGGAGGAGGAGACGCUUUCAAUCCAGGCACCUUGUCUCAUGCCUACGCAUCCUUUCGGGGAUCUGAAGCAGGCCGGGGACAAUAUCCCAUUUGCAGAGUUGACUCGGGGAUCUUUUCGUGAAGGCACUGGAUCCAGCAGCCACAUCCGCCAGCUCGGAAAGGUGAUGGACAAGCUUGGAUUUGGUGCCCUACGUGCCAACCUGAUCAAGUCUGAGGCAGAUGACGGGCAGCAGCCAGGGCCGGCUCAAAGUAAAGCAGCCAAGAAGGCGUUGAAGAACGCCGACCAUUUGCUCAGGUAG